GCAAAGUGAACCAGCACAAGAAGUCUCUGAUCCUUCUGACACACCCUUUUGUCCUUCACCAACAGAUGGAUUCUACUGCAUGGCCGUUUGCCAUGGGAGGAAGAGGUAGAAAUGGAUCCCUCCAUGUCCCAUCCACCCACUCUUUCAUGUUACUGCAGUCAUGUCCUUUCUGGGGAAUGUUACCGCAACCCAAAUUAUCAGAGAGCAUUGCCCCACCACCAUGGAGCAAGAAACAUGGUCUCCAAGCUUCCUUUCCCCACCUUAAAGGAGGCAGUGGUUGAAUGAGAAGGAGAUAGAGGAACUCCUCCUUCCCCUUGCAGCUCUUUGCACUGUGAAUGGGGAGGCACUCUUGCUGCUACAAGCAGAAGCUGAGGAAAGGGUUGUGGUCGCCGGACGAGGAUGAGAAGCUUGUGAAGCACAUCACGGAGUUUGGCCAUGGCUGUUGGAGCUCCGUCCCCAAGCUAGCAGGUCUUCAGAGGUGCGGCAAGAGCUGCAGAUUGAGGUGGAUCAACUACCUGAGGCCUGACCUCAAGAGGGGCACCUUCUCGCAGCAGGAGGAGGACCUCAUCGUUGAGCUCCAUGCAGCUUUGGGCAACAGGUGGUCUCAGAUCGCGGCGCGGCUGCCGGGAAGAACGGAUAACGAGAUCAAGAACUAUUGGAACUCGUGCAUCAAGAAGAAGCUGAGGCAGAGAGGGAUCGAUCCGAGCAGCCACAUGCCACUGUGCGAGACGGAUGGAAGAGAAGAGCGAGAAGCCAUGAACAGCGACAAGACCUCUGGAUUCAUCUCCGUGGUGGCGAGCAACCAGAUCGAGAGCGAAGAUCCAGCGACGCCCAGCAAAGAAUUCUUGGUAGAUCAGCUCGACCGAUGCGCUCCUCUGGUCGGGCCAUCAGCUCCUCAGAAUCCGCCUCUCUGGUUUAGCCAUCACACCAGGCUGCAAGACCUUUUUCCAUCGAUCUCAAGCUCGAUCCUCUCGUCGUCAGGGGAGGUGAAACCCAUGACGAGUCUCCCACAAGUCAGCUACUCCCUGCCGGAAUUCCACUACCUGGACACGGGCAAUUCCACAAACAACAGCGCGAACACCGCGGACAGCAGCAACGAGUUCGAGUUGCAGAGCAGUGGUGGUAAUCUUUUGGACAGCGGCAUCUUCCCAUGGUCCGAACUUUUGCCCAACAAGGGUGCCCAAAUCCAUUUCGACGGCGAGCCGCAGGAUCUCAAGUGGUCCGAGUACCUCAACGGUACCAUUGCACCGACAGCAGCGGCCCACAGCCAUGGCCAAGGCUUGAGUUCUUGGCAUGAGAACCAGCAGCCACAACCUUCUGAUCCUUAUCUUAAGAACUGAUGCAUUUAGCUUCGAUCACAAGUGUCAGAUUCAGAACCGAGUCAAGAAAAAGGGAAGGAAUUCUUUUGACAUGUAUGUAAAUAGAUGUUUAUGAUACAAAACUUUGAGUUCUGUUUGAGUUCGAGUAGUCGUGCAGACCAAAGCUUGUCAUUUCUGUGUCAUCUCACCUGUGUUCUUCCUCCAUAUCUUGUAGCAUGCUUGAGGCUAAGAUAGGUUAAUGUUUGCUCGAGUGAAGCUUCACCACCAUGAAAGCGACUCAGUCAGCUACGCUUCGGUUUCAAGGCUCUGAGGUGAACGUGUAGUAACAUCAAGUGACAGAGGACAUGAAAUAAAGAGUUGUUGCAGGCAGCCACAGGUGGGUGGACGGUGACCACCAAACUUCCACCACCCGUAAGCACAGACAUUACCUUAAAGUCCACAAAUGAAGGGUAAGUAUGAGAAGCAUUUCUUGGUGGAGUCUUCCUCCUUACAACAUGGAGUUGGUGGAGAUUUAAGGAAUCAUUUAGAACAUUUGUCUUUGUGGAGUCCAUGUUUGAGGAUUCAUCAUUUGGCUUGUGGUUGGUUGCUCUUUUUGUGUUCCAUUAAGACUUCAAAGUUCAAAUCUAGUGGAAAGUUUUCUU
Messenger RNA from Musa acuminata subsp. malaccensis (wild Malaysian banana), 1960 nucleotides. Its product is annotated as transcription factor MYB61-like. The record is from RefSeq and is a predicted model, not a curated record. Lineage: Eukaryota; Viridiplantae; Streptophyta; Magnoliopsida; Zingiberales; Musaceae.